Molecule: messenger RNA, 1454 nt
Organism: Diospyros lotus (date-plum)
Lineage: Eukaryota; Viridiplantae; Streptophyta; Magnoliopsida; Ericales; Ebenaceae
Product: lecithin-cholesterol acyltransferase-like 1
Exons: 2
Coding region: 94-1392 (432 amino acids)
Biological process (GO): lipid metabolic process
Source: RefSeq, a predicted model, not a curated record
AGAAUAAAUGGAGGAGUGAGGAGUAAGGCACCCUCAUCACGUUCAAAAGAAGAAAGAGCAGAUCCAAUUCCAAUUCCAGCGUGAGCCGAUGAGAUGAACAAGGAUCGUGGGUUGGCCGUCGAACUGGCGGCGGUGUCAAUUGCCUUGAUGCUGUAUACGUGUCUGGCGAGUGCCAACCUCCACCCUCUGAUCCUUGUGCCGGGCAACGGCGGCAACCAGCUGGAGGCCCGACUGACGGCGGAGUACAAGCCGCCGAGCCUCUUCUGCACGCGCCGUCACCCCCCCAGGAAGGACGAGGACGGUUGGUUUCGGCUUUGGUUCGACUUAUCCGUGCUGUUGGCUCCCUACGCGCGCUGCUUCGCUAGCCGGAUGACGCUUCACUACGACCACCACCGGGAUGACUACCGAAAUACCCCCGGGGUUCAGACCAGGGUCUCCCGGUUCGGCUCCACCCAAUCCCUCCUCUACCUUAAUCCCACUCUCAAACACCUCACUGAAUACAUGGCGUCGCUGGUUGAAUCUCUGGAGCAAGUCGGCUAUGUUGACGGCGAGACCCUUUUCGGAGCUCCGUACGAUUUCCGGUACGGCUUGGCAGCGGAAGGCCACCCAAGCAGAGUUGGUUCCCAAUUCCUUCAAGACCUAAAGCACCUCAUCGAGGAAGCAAGCGCAUCCAAUGGCAACAAGCCGGUGAUCCUCCUCUCCCACAGCCUGGGCGGCCUCUUCGUCCUCCAACUCCUCGCCCGAAACUCGCCGUCCUGGCGCCACAAAUACGUCAAACACUUCGUCGCGGUGGCGGCGCCGUGGGGUGGCUCGGCAGAGGUGAUGCUCACCUUCGCCUCCGGCAACACCCUCGGUGUGCCGCUGGUCAAUCCGCUAACCGUGAGAGACGAGCAGAGAAGCUCUGAGAGCAAUCUAUGGCUCUUGCCCGCACCCGGAUUGUUUACCAAGCCAUUGGUGAUCACGCCGGCGAGGAAUUACACGGCGAGUGACAUUCCGGAGUUUUUGAACGACAUAGGGUUUCCGGAAGGGGUGGAGCCUUACAGAUCUCGGAUUCUGCCUUUGGUCGAACGGCUUCCGGCGUCGGAAGUGCCGGUCACGUGCGUGAUUGGGACCGGCGUGGAGACGCCGGAGACUCUGUUGUAUGGAGAGGGGGGGUUUGAUCGACAGCCGGAGGUGGUUUACGGCGACGGGGACGGAACGGUGAACAAGGUGAGCUUGGAGGCGGUGGAAUCGGAAUGGGCGAGGGAUAAGAAUCAAAGCGUCAAGUUCAUUAGGCUGCCUGGGGUUUCUCACACGGAGCUACUGAAAGAUGAAGCUGCAGUUGCUGAAAUAGUUGCAGAAAUUUGUUCCAUCAAUUCCCAACUUAUGGGUCCUCUGGUGUCUAAUCAUUAAUCAUGUCACAUUAUGUAAAUCAUCUUUUGCAUGUUAAAUAAUUGAAUCCAGCUCCUUCUUAA